AUGACUUGGAACUUCUCUAAAGCAGGUCAUGGAAAGGGAGCUCCAGACGAUAUUGGUGGAGUGAUAAAACGUACUGCUGAUCGACUAGUGGUUUUAGGAGAAGAUAUUUCUGAACUUAAAUGUCUAGUUGAGCAAGUAUCAAAUCGUUGCUCUGGAAUUCAGUUACAAGUUGUCACUGAAGACUCUUUUCAAAAAAUUGAGGGCGAAUGCUCAGUUCCAAAUGAUCUCAAAGCUUUCAAAGGAACUAUGUCCAUUCAUCAAAUAACUUGGAAUGCAAAUAAAUCUAAUACCAUUUUAUGCAGAAGACUUAGCUGCUUGCAUUGUACGAGCUCAGAAAUCUGUUCUCACUACCACUUAGGUGAAAUAGUUGUGCCUAUCAGAUCCGAAAGAAUCAGAUACAGCGAAGUAUAUAGCUCCAGCUCUGAUGAAGGUUCUUCUUUCACUGAAGAAAAGCACGAUUUUAAAAGUCCUACUGUUAGUGAUGAGAUUUAAGAUAAAAAAAUAGUCUGGGAAACGCACGACUUUGUUUUCAUAAAAUAUGGAUCUUGCUUUUUUCCAGGUCAAAUAAGAGAAAUUCGAGACUCAGGUGCAGUGGUUAGUUGUAUGGAAAAAUAUGGACGUCUGUGCACUUCUUGGAAAUGGCCUGUAAACCAAGACUGUCUGUGGUACAAAUUUAGUGAUAUUGUUCAAAAGAUUGAUCCUCCUAACCUUAAAAUUAGAAAUAUUUAUUGAGUUCCGUCCAUGGCUGAAUAUAUUGACUAAAAACUGACGAUGAUAUUAGAU
Psylliodes chrysocephalus is the source of this 783-nucleotide messenger RNA. Lineage: Eukaryota; Metazoa; Arthropoda; Insecta; Coleoptera; Chrysomelidae. The record is from the annotation of a GenBank genome assembly.